This is a messenger RNA of Durio zibethinus, 1534 nucleotides long. Its product is annotated as F-box protein At4g35930-like. Gene Ontology annotation, molecular function: protein binding. NCBI's taxonomy places the organism in Eukaryota, Viridiplantae, Streptophyta, Magnoliopsida, Malvales, Malvaceae. The record is from RefSeq and is a predicted model, not a curated record.
CCGAUUAUCUAAUCAAACGCGAUCUCCGUAGUCCGAUUUGGCCCAGUGACCUUAGCAAUCAAGACAAAUAGCAACCGUCGUUAAAAAAUUUGGCGGGCAAUUAAAGAAAUUCAAAUAAAGAGCAAGCCCUAGCGGCCUCAUCUCUUCCCUCUCUCUCUCUCUACAAACACGCUCAGACACUCUCUCACUAAAACCUCCUCUCUUAAUGCAAAUUCGCUCUCUCAUUUUUUUUUUUUUUUAACACGGAAAUGUCUAUUAAUUUAAAGGCCGUGUUUUGAACUGCAGGGGAGAUCAAUUGAAGAGGAUUUUGAAGUCUCAAAUCUUUUAAUCAUGUUUUAAAGUUUCAAUUGAUGGCUGCGUAUUAAGGUGUAAUUAUUCGAAAACUCGGAAUAGCUCAAUCAGGGAAAAAGGUGUAUAAGUUAGUUAAGGGACAACUUAGAAUACAAGUAAGAAAGAAGAGUGACAAAAGUAUGGGAAAAGUGUCUCCGAAAGAUAGGGAAUUAAAAACAGCUAAAAACAACAGGCGGUUGAAGAGUUCUAGCAGUAAGUAUGUGAAACCAGGUACUCUUGCUCAACUUCGAUACCGUAAAGCUUCAGCCGCCAAGUUAUGUACCGAUCUUGGGAAGAAAAGGGUAGCUGUGUUAGGUGCCAAGAAACCGGAGGGUGACAAUCUUUUGAUUGAAAAUGGGGUUAUUGAGAAAAGCUCUUUGAUGUUAUCGCCCGCCGGUUUGCAUAAACAGAAUAGUUUGAUGCGGACACCAAAGACACCUCGCCCUGAAGACUUCGAUUCAGACUCAAGGCUGGAGUCUCUUCCUAUGGAUUUAGUGGUUAAAAUACUUUGUCACUUGCAUCAUGACCAACUGAGGGCAGUUUUUCAUGUUUCUCAAAGGAUAAGAAAGGCCGUUUGCCUUGCUAGGCAAUUCCACUUUAAUUACACAACACCUGAUCGCUCAAGACUGGAAAUGUUGAGAACGAAGACACCAAGGCCGACCGAACACUGGCCCUUUAUAAGCAAAGGUGACGGGAAAAGUAUUUUGAUGAGAAGUCCACACACUCCAAAAGCUCCAAGGCAUGGUCCACGACCACCUUCCCGUGUAAAAGUCACUGAGAUGAGGCAAAUUGCUGCAGUGCUGUUUCAGGAUUCAGGAUUCCCAUCAAGAUGCACGGUACCGUCUGUUCUCUCAAAACCAUUAUGCAAAUCUUUGGCUUCCAAUCGAGUGCUAUUCUAUGAGGAUGAGUUAUGCCAAGCUGUUGCUCAGAAUAAGCUUCAUUGAUUUCUUCUCCGUGCUUAUCUCAAAACCUGGAUUCCUACAUGUAUAGUUUAUUUUUCAUUUCUAUAGGAGAAUGUAUUUAGAUUUAGAAAGUAUCAGGUAUGCAAUUUUGUAGCUUUGCUUGGGCAGUACUAAGUUAUAUGAAAUUUCAUAUGAAUCUUAUCUGCACUAAGGGUUGGAAGAUCUAGAUGAUGAAUUUGGGUUUUCACAACAAUAGCUUCUAAACUGGUUGGCUUGUAUAUCUUUUUCUUAUAUAUAUGUUU